UAGCGCCCAACGCCAGGCCUCUUUAUUCGUCAGCGUGCACCUACGCUGGAGGCUCUCGGCGACUGCUAGUACAGUGUUAUGGGCCAUGGACGGCGCCGUAGGAGCGCGCUGUGGGCCAGCGGAGUACUGGGCAGCAGGUGGUCGUUCUGUCUGCUGACGACGGCUCUUCUAGCGCACGCCGAUUAUGCGGCCGCCAGGGGUGUCCACAACGACUCCGGUCCCGCUGUCGUCGAUGAACAAAGUUUACGGCCGGAGAAAGGCAAGCCAGCGGGUUCCUUACCGAAUGCGACGGUCCCAGUGUCCUAUCAGGGCGAGGAAACGCUUCAGCUGGUACAGAAGGAGGAAGAAGCCGGAAAUGCCUCGUCAUCGUUCACGUGGCAGCACCAGCAGCAGCUCGCCGCUCCUCUCUUGGUGUUACCGUGCGUGCCGCCAUCCAUCGACGAGUUCCCGCGGGACCCGUUCACGCAGGAACAGCGGCUCCAGGGAUGGCUGGCCAUGCACUUCCUGGUGCUCGCCUACCUCUGCUGCAUGCUGGCUAUAGUAUGCGACGAGUACUUCGUGCCUUGCCUGGAGCGGCUGUCCGACGCGCUGAAGAUAUCAUCGGACGUCGCCGGUGCUACGGUAAUGGCUGUCGGCACUUCGUCGCCUGAGUUGUACUCUGCCAUAAUUGGUUCUUUUGUCACGGAGGGAGACAUCGGCGUCGGCACCAUUGUGGGCUCGGCCGUGUUCAACAUCCUCGGAGUCACCAGCGUGACCGGCAUCUAUUUGCUCAGCACGACAGCGCAGCUUGAGUGGUACCCCAUCGUGCGGGACUGCCUGUUGUACGUGGCCAGCGUGAGCGUGCUCGCAGUCUGCAUCGCUGACAGCACUGUCCACUGGUACGAAGCUGCAUCCCUGCUGUUGCUCUUCUGCGUGUAUGUUCUAGUGAUGCACUACAACCCGCAGCUCAAGAGCCUGGCCGUCGCUCAGGUAGACGACAUUGUUGCGUACAUAAAAUCCGAGAAGUUGGCGGAGCGACCGGGAGAAAGCAAAGCCUCAGCGGCCCCAGCCACCGGCGCAUCUGCAGUGAGCGAGGGGGCGGCGCCCCUUCUGUCCACCAACCACGUCUCGCAGUCUCCGCUCGAGUCUACUGCUGCAGUGGUCCCGAGAAGCGGUAGCCAGGCAAGACUGGCCGUAGACACCGAGAAUGGCUACGACGACGUAAGCGGCGGGACCCGUCCGUUGAUGGGGUCAGACCGCCACACACAAGUCGUCGCCGUUGAGAUCAACGGCGAGACGGAAGUGGAUUUCGUGAAACCCCAAGCCUCUUCAGAGACGCAAUCAUGCACCGACAAGCCCAGUAGCCGUGGGUGCCUGUCCCGCACGUGGUGGCUGGUCACACUGCCUGCGUCGCUGCUGUUUCGUGUCACGGUGCCGGACUGUCGACGCUGGCCGCGCAUGUUCCCGCUCACUUUCAUCAUGGCCGUGGUCUGGAUAGGCCUGCUGUCCUACCUUUGUGCCUGGAUGGUCACCGUCAUUGGCUAUACGCUGAACAUACCAGAUUCGGUGUCCGGCCUCACCAUUCUCGCGGCUGGAAUAAGCGUACCUGAGAUCAUCACCACGGUGCUCAUUGUUAAAAUGGGUUUCGGCAACAUGGCGUUCAGCAACCUGAUCGGGAGCAACAUCUUCGACAUCCUGUUCUGCUUGGGCCUUCCCUGGUUGGUGAAGACAUUGUGCAACACCGGAGGCCGGUUGCGCAUCAACAGCGGCGCACUGACUUACACGACGCUCACGCUGUUGGGCACGACCGUGCUCAUGCUAGUCACGCUGUGUGCUGCCAGGUGGCGCCUCAACUGGCGCGUGGGCCUCGUCUGCCUGGGACUGUACGUCGCCUUCCUGACGUUGGCGUGCUGUUACGAGCUCAACUACUUCGGACCUUUCAACCCGCCCACGUGCAGGGAAUAGGGCGGCGAUAGAUGGAUCUCUGUGCGAAAACACUUGUUGCGUGCAUUGUGCCGCUUGAAGUUCAACGUAGCAACGAA
Molecule: messenger RNA, 2021 nt
Organism: Rhipicephalus sanguineus (brown dog tick)
Lineage: Eukaryota; Metazoa; Arthropoda; Arachnida; Ixodida; Ixodidae
Product: sodium/potassium/calcium exchanger 5-like
Exons: 11
Coding region: 79-1944 (621 amino acids)
Biological process (GO): calcium ion transmembrane transport; intracellular calcium ion homeostasis
Cellular component (GO): membrane
Molecular function (GO): calcium, potassium:sodium antiporter activity; calcium channel activity
Source: RefSeq, a predicted model, not a curated record